AUGACCAGUUUCUACACAAGAACAUGUGUGAGCAUAGGGUUUGAUGAUUAUUCAUCACAAAUCUUGUAUGCUGUGGUGUUUGGCUCCAUGUCUGGAGCAUAUGUGGGACUCACUUCUGUUGUCUUGGUUGACUUGCUGGGCAUGGAGAGACUGACUAAUGCUUUUGGACUUCUUCUCAUGUUUCAAGGCAUUGCAUCAAUUAUUGGCCCUCCAAUGUGUGGUGCACUCUUCGACAUGACGGACUCGUACGACUACAGCUUCCUACUUGCAGGCAGCAUGAUUGCUGUGUCUGGACUCAUGCUCUUCUUUAUUCCAUGCAUUUGGCGAGUGCAGGCCAGAAAGUUGGCCAAGCAGGCUUCUAUCAAUUCUCAUUAAUUAUAUUUUCUGCAAACUGGCAGGUAGCAGUGACGGACUGGCCCACCGGGAUACCGGGAAAUUUCCGGUGGGCCCCAAAGUGAUGGUCCAUCACUUUGGAAAUAACGGAAAAAACAAAAAAGAGUGGGCCCUUUUAGACCCUUUUGAACCCUUUUGAGUGGGCCCUUUUACAAGUUUUCCCGGUAGAAAUUUUUGACCCAGUCCGCCACUGGCAGGUAGUAUGUUGGGUUAUAUUAGAAAAUAAUUUUCAUGUGGUAUAGACAUGUGUAAAAUAAAGCUGCGAUUACCCAGGUCUUGUGACUGUUAAGGAAAGUGCUUUCUACUGUAACUCAUACAAACACUAAAACUUGUCCUAAUAAUUGUCAAUUUUAGGACUUUUGUUCUGUCUUGACUUUUAUGAAUUAGUGAUUUGACAGAAAAGUGCUAAUCCAUAUUAAUCAUUAUGUCAGCCAAGAUAUGAUAUGGGACACCUAGAAUAAAUAUUAACAUCUAUAACUAAUUAACACUUAAAUGAAACAAUAACACAAGAAUAUGGAAGUAAAGAUCGGAUUCAGCAGAGAAAAAUGUACCUAAUUGCAGUACUUUUUUUUUAUAAUGUUCCAGUAAACAGCUUUGAAGCUUGGUUUUAUCAGUAACAACUUAAAGUGCAUUAGUCAGAAUUUUUUUUAAUAUCUGAUGGUUUUAUUAAAUACAAGUUUGAUGCUUAGUGUAAUGGACCCCUUACUAGUGCCAGUGUCACAUCUUCAUUAGGUCCAAAAUGCUGAAUAAAUAAUGACCAUUUAAAAAUAACUGUACUGUACUGCACUAGCAUUAGGCAUCUGACUUAAAUUUCAAUAAAAAUCAUUGAAAUUUACUCAAGUUGCUUGAAAAUAAGAUAUUUUUAACUACCCGGUACUGUACACUGACUUUUUUGGGGGGUACUUUUGUACUGUAUCAGUGAUAAUGUUGCCUUGAUUUUAAUACUGUAAGUAAUACAUUGGCAUAGAUUUAAUCUUUGUAAAAUUACUGUGUAUAUAGGAAGCAUAUUGGGUCCAGGUAUAAGUUUAGUGCAAAUUACCAUAUAGGUCAGAGUCCCUUUUGGUAAAAGUUUAACACCCCAAAGAUUGCCUUUAUGUUAGGCACCACUAUGAUAACUGAACUAUUAGCUUAUCUUGUUAUGUACAGAAAAGUGACCAAUCAUGAGAUUACUUUUCUUAAAAAUCAAAUUAACAUAGACAAAACACUAGUGUCUCGUAUGGUAAUUCUUGUUCAUUUUAUCAGUAAUUUAAGCUUAAUAUAGUGAGUUGAGAUAAGAUGUUUUCAUGGUAUGAUUUUUUUUAAUGAUUACAGUACUUAUUGUAUUUUCUUUAAUAAAGACAAAGCAUUCACUAUGA
Homarus americanus (American lobster) is the source of this 1748-nucleotide messenger RNA. RefSeq names its product monocarboxylate transporter 14-like. The transcript has 3 exons. The record is from RefSeq and is a predicted model, not a curated record. Gene Ontology annotation, molecular function: monocarboxylic acid transmembrane transporter activity. The coding region runs from base 1 to 375 and encodes 124 amino acids. NCBI's taxonomy places the organism in Eukaryota, Metazoa, Arthropoda, Malacostraca, Decapoda, Nephropidae. Gene Ontology annotation, biological process: monocarboxylic acid transport; transmembrane transport.